Molecule: messenger RNA, 1687 nt
Organism: Drosophila serrata
Lineage: Eukaryota; Metazoa; Arthropoda; Insecta; Diptera; Drosophilidae
Gene: Cyp9h1
Product: Cytochrome P450 9h1
Molecular function (GO): heme binding; monooxygenase activity; oxidoreductase activity, acting on paired donors, with incorporation or reduction of molecular oxygen
Source: RefSeq, a predicted model, not a curated record
CUUGGCAGUCCAAUUAAGUUUUUGUGGGUGGUGAUAUCAUGGAUGGUCAGUGGCUCGUAGUGCUCGCUUUGUUUAUUGUGGUGCUCGGAUUGCUCUAUAAAUGGUCGGUGGCUAAAUAUCACAUAUUCCGGGAGAGGGGCGUGGCGCAUGAGAAGCCAUGGCCACUGAUAGGCAAUAUACCCAUACGUUCCAUGUUUGGUGGAGUGCCGGUAUUGAAGCACAUGAUCCAGAUGCAUCUGAAAUACACCGGAUCCCCAGUUUAUGGUAUUUAUGCUCUAAGGGAUCCCUACUUCUUCGUCCGAGAUCCAGAGCUCAUCAAGCUAAUUGGCAUCAAGGAGUUCGAUCACUUUGUCAAUCACUAUCAGAUGCAAAACAACAUUCAGGAAUCGAUACUGUCCAAGAGUCUAAUGUCCCUGCAGGAUGGACGCUGGCGAGAGAUGCGCAACAUAUUGACACCGGCCUUUACUGGUAGCAAGAUGCGGGUCAUGUACGACCUGAUCCAUUCCUGCAGCAUUGAGGGCGUACUCUAUGUCCAGGAACAGCUCCAGUCCGGCAGCGCUGGGAGCAUCGACCUGGAAAUGAAGGAUUACUUUACGCGUUUCGCCAACGAUGUGAUUGCCACCGUUGCCUUCGGGCUCAGCGUCAACUCGUUCAGGCGCAAAGAUAACGAGUUCUUCCGCAUCGGCCAAUCCCUGUCCAUCAUAAGCGCCUGGUCGGUGGUUAAGGCCAUGCUCCAUGCCCUGGUACCCCGGCUCAUGAAGCUUCUUCGCAUUCAGGUGUUGGACACCACCAAGAUUGAUUACUUCACCAGUCUGGUUAAUGUGGCAAUGAAAUACCGGCAGGAGCACAAUGUGAUCAGGCCGGAUAUGAUCCACCUGCUGAUGGAGGCCAAGCAGCUGAGGCAUGCCGAGCUCAAAGAUCAGACGAAGGAUGCGCGGUACUAUAAGGAGUUCACCGACGAAGACCUAUUGGCCCAGUGCCUGCUGUUUUUCUUUGCUGGAUUUGAGAUCAUCUCCUCCUCCCUGUGCUUCCUCACCUACGAGCUCUGCUUGAAUCCCAAAGUGCAGGAUAAGUUGUACGAAGAGAUCCUGUCCGUAAAUCGGGAACUAAAUGGUCAACCUUUGUCCUAUGACAAACUAACCAAGAUGCGAUAUCUGGACAUGGUGGUGCUGGAGGGUUUGCGCAAAUGGCCACCGGCUAUAGCCACGGAUCGGGUGUGCUGCAAUGACAUUGAUUUGUGUGAUGAGAAUGGUGCGAAAUUGUUCGCCGCCCGGAAAGGGGAUGUCUUCCAGAUACCCAUCUUUUCGCUGCAUCGUGAUCCCGAAAACUUCCCAGAUCCGGAGACCUUUGAUCCCGAGCGAUUUGCCGAGGAGCGAAAGGAUGAGCUGAAGCCCUUCACAUUCCUAGCGUUCGGAGUGGGUCCUCGGAAUUGCAUUGGUAAUCGGAUGGCCCUCAUGGAGCUCAAGUCGAUUGUCUACCAGCUUCUGCUGAAUUUCAAGAUGCUGCCGGCUGAAAAGACCACCAGGGAUAUGCUGGAGGACAUUGUGGGCCACGGACUGAAGCCAAAGAGCGGCUUCUGGCUGAAGUUUCAGAAGCGUCAGUAAAAAAAGAAGAGAAAAACUUCGAUUGCAUCUUUGUUCAUUAAUCGACUGCAGAUUUUUCAAUUAAAACUCGCAUGCACCAUUAA